Messenger RNA from Radiomyces spectabilis, 1072 nucleotides. Its product is annotated as translation protein SH3-like domain-containing protein. The transcript has 2 exons. The record is from RefSeq and is a predicted model, not a curated record. Gene Ontology annotation, biological process: ribosomal large subunit assembly; cytoplasmic translation. The coding region runs from base 16 to 606 and encodes 196 amino acids. Gene Ontology annotation, cellular component: cytosolic large ribosomal subunit; ribosome. Gene Ontology annotation, molecular function: RNA binding; structural constituent of ribosome. NCBI's taxonomy places the organism in Eukaryota, Fungi, Mucoromycota, Mucoromycetes, Mucorales, Radiomycetaceae.
AGGUGUACAUUUGCAAUGGUCCACGCCCCUAGAAACAGCUUCCUCGCUCCUGGCGUCAGCCGUUACAGCCGUUCUUCCGUGUACGCCAAGAAGGCUUUGCACAAGCGUCAGAAGAAGGCUGUCGCUGCUCCUUCCAAGGAAACCGCUGCCGAAAAGUCCGUUGAAGUCAAGGGUGCCAAGAACGGUGGCAAGCGUACCAUUCCCGCCCAGAAGGCUCCUCGCUUCUACCCUGCUGAGGAUGUUCCCCAGCCCAAGCUCUCUCGCAAGUCCGCCAAGGCUGUCCCUCUUCGUUCCACCAUCACCCCCGGUACCGUUUUGAUCUUGUUGGCCGGUCGCUUCCGCGGCAAGCGUGUUGUCUUCUUGAAGCAAUUGGACAGCGGUCUUUUGUUGGUCACUGGUCCUUUCAAGGUUAACGGUGUUCCUUUGCGCCGUGUUAACCAGGCCUAUGUCAUUGCCACCUCCACCAAGAUUGACCUUUCCUCCGUCAAGGUUGAUGACAAGUUGAGCGAUGCCUACUUCAAGAAGGCUGCUUCCUCCAACAAGAAGGAAUUCUUGGAAGGUGAACAGGUAAUUAUCAAUAAGAAAAAACGGCAUUAUCCUUCAUGAUGAUGGGAGACGAUGUUGCAGCAAAAAAAAUCAAGGGAGUACAGCAUCUGACAUUAUUUUUUUGGGGGGUGGUUUAUAGAAGAAGGCUCCUCUUGCCGAAUCCAAGGUGGCUGAUCAGAAGGCUCUUGACAAGGAAAUCCUUGCUGCUAUCGCCAAGCAACCCCUCCUUGCUCAGUACUUGAAGACUUCCUUUGGCCUCAGCAAGGGUCAGUUCCCCCACAACAUGAAGUUCUAAGCGAACGAUACGCAUCAAUUGAUUGAAUAAAUGGGAAAAAGACAAAAUCCAGAACAAUGUUUUACUGUCGACCUCUUACUUUAUAUAUGGGAUAUGAUUUGCUGCAUACGUGUAUGGCAGUUGAAAGGGGAUACAAAGAUCGUUUUGUCAUGAAAUAAUGACCGCUUUAGGUGUCAUGAUAAACUAUUGAUGGUAUAGUGUGAACCGAGUCUGAUUACUGUUCAGUGGAUC